Pseudopipra pipra is the source of this 6419-nucleotide messenger RNA. It is a transcript of the gene VASH1, whose product is annotated as vasohibin 1. The transcript has 7 exons. Gene Ontology annotation, biological process: regulation of angiogenesis. Gene Ontology annotation, cellular component: cytoplasm. Lineage: Eukaryota; Metazoa; Chordata; Aves; Passeriformes; Pipridae. Bases 332 to 1384 code for a protein of 350 amino acids. The record is from RefSeq and is a predicted model, not a curated record.
CGCCCGCCCCGCGCAGCGCCCGGGAGGCGGCGCGGCGGGGGCGCCCCGGCGGCAGGCCCGCCCCGCGCGGUGCCCGCCGUCACUGCCGCGGGCGCUCGGGCCGCCGGCGCCUCCCCCGCCGCCGCCUCCCCCGCCGCCGCGGCGGCCUGAUGCGGCACCCGGCACCGCCCCGCCCGGCUUUUUCUCUCCUUCUACCCGCGAAGCCUUCGCUCUGAUAUCUCCGGGGGCGAGGCGGGGGCGGUGACGCCCUGUGCCCGGAGCGCCGGCCAUGCGGGGCGCGGCCCCCGGCGGCCCCGCGGCGGGCGGCGGGCGCUGAGCGCGGGCGGCGGCGAUGCCGAUGCCGGGGGGCGGUGGGGCCGCGGCCGCCGCCAGGCAGCCCCCGUCCGGCGAGGCGGCGGCGCCGCGGGACGAGGAGCAGCAGGAGGAGGAGGGCGAGGAGGAUCUCCGCGACGGCGGCGUCCCCUUCUUCGUCAACCGCGGCGGGCUGCCCGUGGACGAGCCCACCUGGGAGCGGAUGUGGCGGCAUGUGAGCAGGAUCCACCCCGAGGGGGAGCGGGUGGCGCAGAGGAUCCGGGGCGCCGCCGACCUGCCCAAGAUUCCCAUACCAAGUGUGCCUGUGUUCCAGCCGUCCACCCCCAUCCCUGAGCGCCUGGAAGCUGUACAGCGCUACAUCAGGGAGCUUCAGUACAAUCACACUGGGACACAAUUCUUUGAGAUUAAGAAGAGCAGACCUCUGACUGGGCUGAUGGACCUGGCCAAAGAAAUGACCAAAGAGGCCCUGCCAAUAAAAUGCCUGGAAGCUGUGAUCCUGGGAAUUUACCUCACCAACAACAUGACCACACUGGACCGUUUCCCCAUCAGCUUCAAAACCCACUUCUCAGGGAACUACUUCCGACACAUUGUGCUGGGGGUGAACUUUGGAGGCCGCUAUGGGGCACUGGGCAUCAGCCGACGCGAGGAGCUUAUGUACAAAGCACCUGUCUUCCGCACACUGAGCGAACUCAUCUUUGACUUCGAGGAGGCAUAUCGCCGCUGCUGGCACACGCUCAAAAAGGUGAAGCUGGGCCACUGUGUGUCCCAUGACCCACACAGUGUGGAGCAGAUUGAGUGGAAGCGCUCCGUCCUGGAUCUAGACAAGCUAACCAGGGAAGAUUUUCGCAAAGAGCUUGAGAGACAUGCCCGUGAUAUGAGGCUGAAGAUUGGGAAAGGAACUGGACCACCAUCUCCCACUAAGGACAGAAAGAAAGAUGUCUCCUCCCCACAAAGAGGUCAGGCCAGCCCCCAUCGACGCAACAGCCGUGGGGACCGACGGCCGUCUGGUGAGAAGAAGCCUGCCGAUUCCAAAGCCAUGCCAGACCUCAAUGGGUACCAGAUCCGGGUGUGAGGAGAGCUGUGCCUUGCGUGCCUAGCUCCAUAGACUUCUUGCUGGUCACAGUUGGGACCUGGAUCCACCUGCAGUGAUUCUGACAAAGGGAACAGGGGAACAGGAGCAAAAGAGUGCUGAUUUUCCCAGGUACUUACUACUGGGCCAGUCCCAGAGCUGGAUCCCAUGGGUCCCAGAGGAUUCACCUGUCUGUUUCUGGGAGAGGUAUCCAUCUUAAUUCACUAAGUAUUUUUAAAAAAAAAAAAAAAAAGGAAAAAAAAAAGAAAAAGUUCUGUACAUUGGUGGGAAUUUGCUUCAGGAAGAAUAUGGAGUGAGUGGGGUCAGCAGACUUGCUAUCAACUUUUUUGCCUUUACAGCAAGUAGAUGAAGCGUCUUGUCAACAGUACUUCUUCCCUGUCUGCACAGAAGUCUUCAAUCCACGGAAGGCCUGCAGGGCUGAGGGAGAAGUGCUGCUGGAAUGGGAUGGCCCCCAAAUCUUGUGCAAAAACUCCUGGUUUUGUCAUUAUGAACACUUUGUUUAUCAUUUCUCAUGUGAGACAGGUCUGAAUUUGCUCAGCCUGAUUUAUUGAUCAUACGAAGUCCUCUUAUCCAGCAAAAACAUAUCCUGUAUGUUUAGUCCCGCCUAUUUCAAAGCAUUUCAUUGUCUCUGAGGGGGUAGACAGUGGGAUGGAACCUCUUUGCCCACUGAAGUGCUGGUGAACUGUUGCUGUAAGUCCUUUUGUGGUUGAGUGGGUCAGGAUAUGCCUAUGCCAUUACCAUAUGAAAACAGGCACAGAGACCUCAAUUGUCCCAGCAAUGGAGACAGGGUAGGCAGGGGCUGAUGGGAACCCUGAACUUUGAGUCAUCUCUUCAUCAGCCUUCUGUCUAUUACUUCUAGUAACUGCUACUGUGAAGGCUUGUGGAAGGCACUUCACAGUCAGUGAGGUAUGAGUUUUAAGAGUAAAAAGUUAAAGAAGAAUGUAAUGAUGUGAACAGGUUUUACAAGCAUUUUUUCCUUUCCACAAGGGUCUUGCUCCUUCCUCCCUGUAGUAUUAGGGCUAGAGUUACAUACACCUGUUUGCAAGGAGCCCUGCUCAAAGAAAUUGUAGUUGCUUUCCUGACAUCUCAGCCUGGAGCCUCCUGAAGGCAUUUCCCCACCCCAGUGCCAGAGCUGUGCUUGUGUUCUGGCUCUUUGGAUAACUGCAAUAUGUAACAGCACCACUUAUGCUAACCUUUGCCAAAGGGCUGGCCUGGGCCUUGCUACCACUUACAGCUUUGGCUCUUCCUACACUUCUUUUGGGGGAGUGUUGUACUACUGAUUAAGUAAUGUAAUGCUUGUCAGAAAUCUGGAGUGUUGUCAGACCUCUCUUUGAGGCCUAAAGCCUGGGAACAAUGGGGUUUCCAGAAGUCAGAACAGCAUGGUCUUGAAGUGAUUUAGAUUAAUGGAUCUAGGGGAUGCAAGAGCUGAGCUUGGUAGCGGGAGUAUCCUUGAGAGAAAGUGUCUUGUUUUAUCACAGCACUGACAAGGAGCUAAACUUCCUGAAAUAUUGCAUAUUUAAUUUUGUUAGAACCAGGCUUAUUCUUUCCUGUGAACUUGUUAGAAACAUAAUGGAGUUUAGCUCUACCAGCUUUUUGUUGCAGUAUUGCUGUGCCACAUCCUGAAAUAAGCAGAGCUAUUUCGGUGGCAGAGAACGGGUUCUUAACCCAUCUUAAUCAGCUCUUCUGUCUAGUUAAAGCAGUGUUAAUCCUCGAAGCACCACCCACAAGCAACUUAACUCAGGCCUUACAGGUUCCUAAUUGUACAUCUUUAACUGUGAUGUAACUUGCAAGGUCUAUCUGUACCACCACAGUCUGUUUUUCGCUAUGCUGUACAGCCAGGAGGACAAACCACAAGAAGGUGGCAGAACUUGCUGCUGAGCCAGGAGAUUAAUCCAGAAUAAGAUGCCAGUUUCCACAGUGCAGUGCAAUGCCUGUCCAUUCCCUUGCACUGCAGCUACAUGCAACAAUUGAAAUUAACAGCAGUAGCAAGCCAAGCACCCUUUUGAAUGUGUCCUCUGCUCAUUUCUGUGUGGCUGUAAAUUAACAUUUAGUGUAUGGAUGCUAAUGAUGAUGUUAGCUGUAAAGGUAACAGUUACCUGUAAAUAAUAUGGGCCACUUGGAAGCCACAAACUGCCUUUGCAUAAUGUUUGUUAUGCAGAGGACUGAAAGUUCAGAUGCCACUGUGAAUCAUAUGAUAAAUAGAAGUAGCAUUCAGCAAGGGAAACUGAAUGUCAGGUUUUAUUAAAGUGGAUGAAAUACGGGAUUAAAAAAAAAAUAUGACUAGGAUGCACCCUCACCAUGACUUUGGUUAGUUGAUUGAUCAGUUAAUUCAAAAUAACUGGAAAGCUCUUGAGAAUAAUUAGCAGCUUCAUACAGAGAACAUUCAAUAGGUGGACAGACUUGAGCCUUUUUAGAUGGAAAGGAGGGGAAGUGUGGGGGGAGGAAGAAUUCAAAACAAAUAAAGCAAGUGAGGGGUCAGCUGCAAGUUAAUGAUGGUUUCUUGAGAGCAGGGCAACAGGGAUGCUGAGCAGUAUUAGAUCACCAGGGCAGAAUGGCUUAAAACAAAAUGCUUUGUUUGACUUUGUAAUUAAGCGCUUUCCUGCAGGAUGUAACUGAGGCCAAUAGUUUAGAAAACCAAAGGAAGUGGAUGUUUAAGAAAUGAAUGACAGGUAGCAUUCAAGGUCUCUUAAUCCUCAGCUGCAGCCAGACAAGAACAUCCUCUUUCAAAUUUAAUUGCACAACUAUAUAUGUUAGGAGGCAUUUAAUUCUUUGCAUGUAUCCAAUGUUGGUAACUGCUCAAGAUGGACAUUGGAGCAGAUAAGUGCCCUCUUCUAGGGUUACUAUUUCAAGCCUUCUACUAUGUUUCUCUGUGAGUUAGAAUUUCUGCUCUUUACUGUUUCUGUAUCUCCUGUUUAGCAGAUGGUGCAAGAAACUGCAAAAGGACCGUACCCUUCUUUCUCUUGCUCCCCCUCUCUUUGUAAUAAGAUGAAUCACUUCAAUACAAAGCUUUGCUUCUUUCCAAACAAACAAGACAGCAUCCUUCCAUGACAGAGAGGAUUAGUGCAAUCCAGCUUUAUGCCAUAAGAAAACUGAGGAUACAAUGCAAGACAGACUUUAGCUCUUCUACUUCUUUCCUCCCUCAUCCACUUGCUCUGACUUCUGGUCUGUCUGCCUCUAACCUUAAGGAAAAAAAGGCUGGUGAUGAGAGUCUUUUUCACUCCUGCAGUCUUUAGAGCUACAGAGAAGGAAUGAAAAUAAGGAACUAGACUGUAACUCGUACUCCUUAGUGCCUGCAGAACAGGAAAGAUUAAUCUUGAGGUGUCCUAUUAAUUAUUUAAUGUUAAAUAUUUAUAGGGUUGUUCAUGUAGCUCUGUGGUGUUAAUUUCACUUUUCAGUAGGUCUCACCUGAUGUCUGUUCUGCAGUACAAGUCCUUGAAUUCUGUGGAAGGGAACUGUGUCCGUACACUAUGGAAUGGAUAGACACUGCCUACAUUGUAUGUAAAGUCUAGGUGAGCUUUGAAAGACUUCAACAAAUGCUGAAUUACUUACUAAUUACCUAUUAUUUGCAAAACUAUUUUAAAUGUAAUGCACACUUUGAAAUAGGAAUUCCUCUUUUUACUUUCAUGGACACAAGUCCCUGGUACCUUGGUACCUUGGCCAACUGCAAUUUUUUUAAUGGAUGGAUGGAUUAGUGAGCAAAACUUUCUGCUACAGUGUCACUGAUAUAAACUUUGUAUAUUAAAGAGCUGGGUUGGGUGUCCAUCAAUCUGUGACACACUAGCCUUUUUUUUAAUUCUGAUAUAAGUUAAAGGAGUCUUUAGGAACUUAAGGUAUGUUAGCAAGUGUUUUAGCUGGGAGUGGAGUGGUUUUUUUCAGUUGACUAUUUUACCUGUGUGCCACCCUAUGGCUCAGUACAUAGAAUAAAUUACUCCAGAACUGUGGUUGAAACAUAGUUUCUGUUCAUAUAGUAUUGCUGUUAUCAGAUCUGUUUAACAUGAUGAAUUCUUUUUAAGUAUUUCAGGUGAAAGCCUUAAUCAGGUGCCUGCCCCUUAAGGUAGGCUCCUAUGUGGUGUUGUAUAGACUGAAAUAUGACUGUCCUUAAAAUUUCAGAGUUUAGAAACCAUAAUGAACAGAAGAAUGCACCUGUUCCCAACGGGCAAGAGUCUGGAUUAGAUUGAUUUGACCUUACUCUAGUGGCUGUGGCUAAUCACUUCGGGUGGUUGCUUUAGCCACUUGCUUCUUCUAAGUGAAGUAUUUCAAAUGGUCUGAUAAUCAGACACUAGAUAUAAGCCAGAGGUGUCCUGUGUCCCAUGUGUACUACGUGUGCGAGACUGGCUGAAAUAACACCACAUAUUCUGGUGGCCUUGCGCUGUUGUCCUGACAACAUUAAGACCUGCAUUAUGGAUUUAUAAUCUUACCUAACAAAGCAAGUGCUAUUCUGGCUUGAUGUUUGCUCUACCCCAGAGCAAGGUGGAGAUGGCCCCUCUACAGCCAAGCUGAACUCCUUAGGGAAUUUAAUAUUUUUGUCUGUUUUCUGAGCAAGUGUUUACUUGUAUCACAACCACUCUCCUUCAGUGGUGCCUGGCCCUGCCUGCUCAAGAGCAACUCAGCCUAGGCCCAGAAAGCUACUGAAUCCCCCAUAAUCUCUGCAGAGCAGAGUUCCCUCCAGGUCAGGGUUGAGAUGGUGCUAGUGGGACCAGAGUGGUCCCCUUCCAUGCACAUCAGUAUUCUACUCUAGCACUGAUAGGGUGCUCCAAAACCAUUUACAUCCUUAUCACUGGUACAGCUCAGAACUAAGAAAUGGAAAUUUUCUUUCUUUAAGAACAGUAUCACGUGUGUCUUUUUGUAAUUAAUCAGUGUGGUUCUGUGUUCUUAUGUAGCCAACACAGAAUUUUUAUUUAGGUUUAGUUCUUACUGCACUCCCAUGGCCCUCAUGUUGAUACUUCUUCCUGCUUCUUUUGACACUUAGACAAUAAAAUUCCUUCUGUACUGCUCUCAAUUUGUGCAGAGAAAACAA